Gadus chalcogrammus (walleye pollock) is the source of this 3659-nucleotide messenger RNA. It is a transcript of the gene depdc7a, whose product is annotated as DEP domain containing 7, paralog a. The record is from RefSeq and is a predicted model, not a curated record. Gene Ontology annotation, biological process: intracellular signal transduction. Lineage: Eukaryota; Metazoa; Chordata; Actinopteri; Gadiformes; Gadidae.
ACAGUGUGGAGAUAUGAGGACCCUGGGCAGUAAUUGAAUGGCCACGUUAAGGUGCUGGGAAUCGAACCGGGAAUGCACCGACCACCAGUGCCGGCAAUGGCUGCCGGAAAGCCGUUCCGAGCGACCUUCAUCUGGAGCAGCAUCAUCAACAACCUGCAGUCUCAGGUGGAGGUGAAGCGACGCCGCCACAACCUCAAGUCCUACCAGGACUGCUUCCUGGGCUCGGAGGCCGUGGACGUGGUGCUGGCGCACGUCAUCCAGAACCGCUACUGCGGUGACCAGGACGUGCCCCGCUUCAAGGCCGUGCGGCUGUGCCAGGCGCUCAUGGACGGCUGCUCGCGCGUGUUCGAGGCGGUGGGCACCCGGGUGUUUGGCAAGGAGAAGCGGCAGGCCACCUUCGAGGACAGCAGCUUCAGCUUGUACCGCUUCCUCUACCCGGAGUCCAGUGAGGCGGUGCUCACGGGCAGCACCGCCCUGUCCAGCAGCUCCGUGGAGGGCGGAUACGACGCCUCGCCCGGGACAGGCCAAAGCAAGGACGGCUACAGCCCGCCUGAUGACCGGCAGAACCAGGCGCUCAUCUACAACACACACCCAACCAAAACAGACAAAUCUCUGGAGCAAAUGCUGGGGAACCUCAACGUGAACUCCGCCCUCACCCCUCAAAUGACCAAUCUGGGUCUCUCCCAGGACCUGGUGGAGCAGGUGUGGCGCCAGCAGUCCGUGUUCAGGCUGCUGCAGCUGGUGGAGCUCCCCCUGCUGGAGAGUCUUCUGGAGGGCAAGGAGCUCCCCCGCCCAAACCUACACAGCAUGGACAGCGACCCGGACCUCCUGUACACCUCCAGCUACCUGGACCGAGAGGUCCUCAAGGCCUUCAGCGAAGCACAGGCCGACGAGUGGCUGAGAGCGGCCAUGGACUGUCUGGAGUUCCUGCCCGACAGCCUGGUGGUGGAGGUCAGCAGAGGGCUGGCCGACUGCUCCGAGGACCAGCCCAAGUGCAAGAGGCUCUUCUACGGCCUGCUGGAUAAACACUACGGCCAGUCGCAGCAUCCGCCCCUGCUCAGCAACCACGUCUUCGACAUCCACUCCGGCAUCUCGGAGCUCCUGGUAAACGGAAAGAAGGAGCAGGCCGUGGAAGCGCUGCAGCUGUGCCUGAAGAUGCAGGAUUCACGCAGCAGGGAGGAGCUACGCAGGCUACUGAGGUUUAUGGCCGUCGCAUCCAAACCAGAGGAGGUCAAGCUCCAUAAAGAGGUUGAGAACAGAAUGGCAGUGAAGAGGUCUUUCGCCGGGGCCAUCAUCUACAGCAGAAGACUGGCCAAAGGGAAAGUGGAUCUGAUGGUGCUGUUCAUGGUGGAAUACCACUGUGACCUCUUCAAGAUCCCUGUGUCGUUGCACAGGUUAGUUAGUGAUCGCCUUUUGAAUAUCGUGAGAGGGAAAGAUCCAGAUGACGUCAUUACAGGCCCCACAUAUUGCAGAAGAGUAACAGGGAAGGACUUUGUAGAGAGCGCCCAGAAGACAACUCACAAUGAACUGCGCUCCUUACUGAAGAGCAUCCACGAGAACACCAAGCUCUCGGCCAAGGAGAAGAGGAGGCUGCUGGGACAGUUCUACAAGGGCCACCCCGAGAUCUUCGUCCAGUACUUUGGGAGUAGGAUGGCCACUGCAGACCUAUGAUCGUCUCACAUCAGGGGGGGGGGUAUUUAUUUAUUGAUUUUUGUAUAUUAUGUAUAGAUGAAAAAAAGAAAGAAAGUGCUAGAACAAAACGUUUAAUGUGAAGUGGAUGUAAAGAUCAGUUUUUUUUUUAACGUUUUUACAACCAUAUGUGAAGUGGAUAUAUUUAAGAAUAAUUUUUAAAAUGUUUAGUUGUAGAGGCAAUUUUGGCACACAUGAUUUGACUUUAGUUGACUGCAUGAAAAAGGAAUUUAUUAAGGAAUUUUAACAGGCAUAAAAUGGAAGGUGUGCCUAUUCUUUGUGAGUGAAUGUCGAACAUAUAGUUACGAAACAGAAAUUGUGUCAGAAAUUUAGGAAGGGCCGUGCAACAACAAUAGCAUCAGGAAUAAAAGAAAACGUAUCAUAUAGUUUAUGUAUGUUACAUACGGUUUAACCAUGUUUGAGCAAGCCCAGGUUUCUCAAUCUAUUAUUUAAAGGUCCAGUUCUCUGCUCCUGUUGUUUUCCACUCGUUAACAACACAUUCAUGUCUGUUAAGAUAUUUGUGGCAAACAUUCUCAUAUUGGUUUACAUAAAUUCCUGUUGAGCAUUUAAUUUAUUUUGCAAAUUGGGAAUAACAUAACCAAUGCCUAGCCAUUAAACAAAUGUAUUGUUCAUAGUGAGCAGAAUAAAACCAAGAUUUUCUAUAACUCACACAAUAUGUCGAUUGGUCCAUUUCCCUGACUUCACAUCUUUACUGUCUGGAGUUUUGAGCGAACAUUUGUUCAAUGUACAAAAGUAUCUAGGAUAUGCUUUUAUUCAAAGAAAUUUAAAGUGAGUACAGGUCAGGAGUUAUAGGCAUUCUAAAGGUAUUGCUGUCAGUUGCCGCUGAACUGUCCUCAAGACGACAAUGUAUCUGAGAAUGUUGUUCAUUAUCCCAUAUCUGUUUUGUGGAUCCACAGUUACACAGUGCUAUGUCAACAUAGUAACCAAGUGAAUGCUUUAAUCUAAAAUCUAAAUAUAAAUCACAAAAGAACCAAUAGGAGGGCAAACAAUGUGUUGGGUUGCUCAACAGUGAUUGUACCGAUCACCUGUGAAUAUCAACAGCUGGUUGGCAUGCAGGCACGCACACACACACACACACACACACACACACACACACACACACACACACACACACACACACACACACACACACACACACACACACACACACACACACACAGAUCCAAAGUGCUCACAUUUAUAAUAAUUGAUUUUGUGCAUUAUACAUGUGUAAAACCCAGAAACCAAUUGUUUGAAUUUAAAAAUGCAUUUGUUUAAAACUUGGAAGUGGUAUCGAUUGAAAUCAGAUUAUUAAAGUUAACAGUACAUUCAUAUGUCCGACUUAUGCUGGGUCAGAUUCAGCAUCCAGUUCCUAUACUUACCUCUUCAUCCAUCCCUAGCUCCGGUGUUUGCCAAAAAAUAACUCCACAAUCAUGCACUCUACAACAAGGGCUUUACUUGGUACCAAAAGACAGACAACACCUUUGAGAUCGGUUAACACAGGAACUAUGUGGAGGCUAGGUCAGAAUACAUCUAGAACCCAGCAUGAUUGGAAGGUUAUACUUCUGCCUGAAAUAAACUAUGUUUUAGAGCAGGGGACUCAAAUUCGCGGCUCGCGGGCCAAAUGCAGACCGCUACCUAAUUUUAUGUGGCCCGUGAGCACUUCAAAUGUAUUCGAUUAUUUAAUUUUUUUCAAAUUCAUUGAAUAAGAAAAUUAAAUCAUUGAACAGUUUCUACCAAUUGUAAUGUUGCCGUGUAAUCAUAAUAAAAUAUGAACAUAUUAGAUUGACUUAACAAGGGUUGUAGUAGGACACCUGUUCCCAACUAGUGGUGUGGUCUGAGGCCUCAGCCCUGGAUAUGUUGUUAUGAAACAAAUAAAAAUGUGCUUACAUAUAUUUUAAAAUGUAUGUGUACCAGUAUGCAAUGUAUAUUUGUACACUUGAAUAAAUAAUCAAACGGAGAGACAGUUA